Pieris rapae (cabbage white) is the source of this 1102-nucleotide messenger RNA. RefSeq names its product cuticle protein 7 (gene CPR133). The record is from RefSeq and is a predicted model, not a curated record. Gene Ontology annotation, cellular component: extracellular matrix. The coding region runs from base 68 to 580 and encodes 170 amino acids. Lineage: Eukaryota; Metazoa; Arthropoda; Insecta; Lepidoptera; Pieridae. The transcript is spliced from 4 exons.
UGUGAAUAUAAUUUACUUUCAUAAGUGAACCAAAGUUGGGAAGUGAAUUUUUCGUGUCCACAUAAAUAUGGAAAUUUUCAAAUCAUUACCACUUUUCAUGCUCUUGGCAUCUGCGCUGGCACAAUAUGAAGGCUACGGACUAGAGGGGCAUGGAUUAGACCAAGGUCUCGAAGGUUACGAAGGGUAUCACAGGCCCCUGGUGCAUCAUCAGAUACUGGACCACCAUAACGAAGACUAUGACGUCGAUUAUCAUGCGCACCCAAAAUACUCGUUUGACUAUUCCGUUAAGGAUCCACACACUGGUGAUGAAAAAGAACACUGGGAGACAAGAGAUGGGGACAAAGUUAAAGGCUCCUACACUUUAAUGGAAACGGACGGUACAAAACGCAUAGUGGAAUACGAAGCGGACGACAAAAACGGUUUCAACGCAGUUGUGCACAGAAUAGGUCACCCGAAGGUUCAGGAAGAAUACAAAAUAGCAAAGCCAGUAUAUGAAAACCAUGAACCUGAGUAUCAAGAGGAAUACCAGGGGUAUGACGGAGGCUUUGUGCCCGUCGCCGGAUACGAACAUAGACAUUGAGACAGUAUACUCUAUGAUUUCAUUUUCCUUGUCUAUUCUUAAGCAGUGGGAGGGUAUUGGAGCUAACUUCGCGUCUGUGAAUUUCCGGAAUGAGUAUAAAUGUUAAAGAAUUUUAUAUAAUUUAAGAUUUUUGGCCGUUUUAACUGAACAAGCGAAACUGCUAUAGGUUAGUAUUACAAAGAAAUCUAAAAAUACAUUUUUAAUAAAUAAUUCGUAAUACAGAUAGUUGAAAUGUGAAAUAAACUUCUCAAUUUUGUUGUGUAAUAAUGAUAUAAAGGGCCCAAGUAAAAAUGGUCAGGGUAAAGUUUUAAUGUAACCAGUAUUAUACAUUGUUUCAUACAAAGGCAAUUGUCCUUAUAUAAUGUAUGAAGUUGUUAUUUGAACACUGUUUCAGAGAAAGGAUUAUAUGAAAAAAAUUGCCUAUUUUUGUUUUAUAGCGAGACAGGUGUUCAAUUGUAUUGUGAUCUUGUAAAAUAUUAUUUUUAGAACUCUAUUUUAUUCUUGAAUUGAUAAGACUGUAGU